Messenger RNA from Cercopithifilaria johnstoni, 3609 nucleotides. The record is from the annotation of a GenBank genome assembly. NCBI's taxonomy places the organism in Eukaryota, Metazoa, Nematoda, Chromadorea, Rhabditida, Onchocercidae.
AUGAGAGAUAGUCACGCUGCUGCUGCCGCCGCUGCGGCUGGUGUUACUGGAGGAGGUAGUGGAGGGGGAAAUGGUAGUGAGGUCGAGACUGAUGAAGAUGCCGUUGUUGUACAGGCUAUUUUGAACACAUCACGAAUGCAGAACGAUAUUCUUCGUCGUCUUGAUACUGUCGAGGCUAUACAAAAGAUGAUUUUGGAAGAGUUGCGACGCGGUCAAGCUCAAGCAAGUGAACGUUUUAUCGAUAUUUUGGAUAAGCGUCAAAGAGAAGAGAUUGAUCGUCUGAUGAAUAUGGUUGCUAUGCUGAGAAUAUCAAACACAGGAGAUUCAUAUGGAAACUCGCAGCGCCCAGAUCUUCGCCCAGCUAUUGGAACAUCCGUAUCAUCCCUUAAUUAUACAACACCGCAAGCAUCUUUUACGAGAGCUGCUUCGCCCCGCUCGUUUUUUGGUGUAACUCCGUCAACGGAUACCAUCCAACAACCAGUCAUUUCUCAGCAGUUUGCUAAUCAUAUUAUAGAACAACAACUGCAGUUUGCUGCACAACAGCAACGUGCUAUGGCUUCAGUGUAUGGAUCACCACAGACAGCGCUAGUUUCUAGUGCAUUCAGUCAUCAUCAGGUGCCUGGAUUUUGUACCAGUGUACCUUUUCCAAUCCAACAAACAGCCUUAUUUCCAAAUGCAGUGACAACUCAUUUGCAACAGCAACCUUUAUUACAGCUCCCAGUUACUUCAUCAACUGUGACAGUUGUGUCGAAUACAUCGGCUGGUUUAACAAAGUCAUCUUCGACUGCAGCUCCAAUAACUUCAUCUAAGGCGGUCCCAUCUCAGCAGACGCAGUCACAAGCAAUUUUUGGAAAUCAAGCAAAAACGAACACACCGUUCAUGUUUGGAGUACCUGUCAAGCAAGAAGUGUCAACUACUGCAGCAUCCGCUACAGUUACAACCGCUUCACUUCCGGCUAAACCGAUUCCUGCAGGAACUACGACGACUUACAGUACUCCUUUGAGCACAUUUGAAAAAUUAUUUUCUUCUACACCGAAAAAUAGUCAGGAGGCGGAAAAGAAGGAUGAAUGGGGAAGCAGUUUGAUGACACCAAAAAGCGCUGGUAGUGAAGCUUUAGUAAAAAAUGAAUCAACAGUUCGCCCGAAGAAAAUAAAGAGUGAUUUUGAAAUAAGAAAGCAUCUUAAAGGUGAUGAUGAUGAAGCACCAGAACACUUUGAGCCAUCUAUUCAUUUUGAACCCGUCGUUCCGCUGCCGGAACUUGUUGAACUAACAACGGGCGAGGAAAAUGAAGUGGUUAAAUUUGCUGGACGGUGCAGGUUGUUCCGAUUUGUUGACAAUGAAUACAAGGAACGAGGUAUCGGAAUGUUAAAAAUUCUAGAAAAUCCAAAAACAAAAAUAUCUCGCAUAGUUAUGCGCCGUGAUCAAGUUCAUAAGGUUUGUGCCAAUCAUACGAUUCAAUCGGCAAUGAAUCUAACACCAUUACAAAAAUCUGAUCGAGCGUUUGUUUGGCUUGCACAAGAUUUCGCGGAAGAAGAAAGGAUGGAGAAAUUUGCUGCUCGUUUUAAAACGGCUGAAAUUGCAAAAAAUUUUGAAGCUGCAUUCAACGCUGCUCGAGAUGCGGUUUCAUCAGCAGUAACAACAAUUAAUAUAGCAUCGGACGACAAGGAAAAGGGAAAAGAACUGAAAGGAAGUGAAGGAGGAAAGAGUGAUAGUGCAAAAGGCUUUGGUGAUGCGUUCAAACCACCAGCGGGAAGUUGGUCAUGCAGCGCUUGCUACCUAUUAAAUACAGUAAAUGCAACUGCUUGUGUAUGUUGUGGCAAAGCCAAAGAUGGUGGAAGUGAUUCCACAACUUCAGCUUCUUCGAUCUUCUCAAGCAAACCAACAUCGACAGUUGCGCCGAUUAAAGGUAGUAGUGGAAUCACUUUUGGUUUUCGCGCUGACAGCUCACCUGCAACCACUACAACUGCAAGCGUUACCACUACAACUGAAAGUGUUACCACCACAACUGCGACAUUUAACAGUGGGCUUCCUACAUUCAGUUUCAAGCCAACUACAACCGCAGCUGCAUCUGCAAAUGUUGCCACAACGACUGCUGCAUUUGGUAGCUUUACUACGCGACCCAUGACAACAACCACAAACACUACAAACUCUGUUUUUCGCUCGGUUGCGACUGCUGCAACAAUAAAUGCUUCGCCAGCGCCAAGUGUGCCUAAUUUCAGUUUUAAAUUUAGUCCAUCAAACUGUGCUACAUUCGGUGGUUCACCGUCUUUUGGGACGAAGCCAUCUUUCGCUACCACCACUUCGACCGAAACAGCAGCAGCAGCAGCAGAGAAUGCUGACGUAAGUGCGAAAUCAUCCCUGUUUGGUGGUUCUGCAUUUACUGGUGGGUCUGCCUUUGGGAAGUCGUCUUCCAGUGGUGGAUUUGCUGCAUUAGCGGCAAAAGCAAAAUCUGAAACGCCUUUAAAGCCUGCUGUAGGAAAUAAAGUUAUUACACCAUUUGCGGAUGGCAAAUUCAAUUCGUCGGUGAAUUCUAUUUUCUCCUCAAGCACUAAGCAAAAAUCUAUAUCCAAAGAGAAGAAUGAAGAGAAAGAAGAUAAUUCAGAUGAUGCUGAAGAGUUUGAGCCGAAUGCACAUUACGAACCUGUGAUUCCUUUACCGUCGCUUAUAGAAGUAAAAACCGGGGAGGAAGGUGAACAGGUGAUGUUCAAAGCUCGAGCGAAACUAUAUCGUUAUGUAGCUGAGACGAAAGAAUACAAAGAACGCGGAGUCGGUGAUAUCAAGAUUCUCUUCAAUCCUGAAACAAAGCGGUACCGCAUUGUUAUGCGACGAGAUCAAGUAUUCAAAGUCUGCGCUAAUACACCUAUAACGGAUAACUCAAAUAUUACGAAGAAAACGAACACCGACAAUGCAUGUAUGUGGAUGUGCAGGGAUUACUCGGAAAAAAAAGAAGGAACGAAUGAAUAUUUUGUUGCCAAAUUCAAGGAUGCGAGUUUAGCAGAUGAAUUUAUCCUUGCGUUUCAAAAUGCUGCGGCACGUAAAUUUCCUCCUCCGGAACAGAAGGACGCGUCUGCAGCAGGAGACGGCACUUUACCAAAAAUUUCUGAUGCUUGCAAGAAACUAGAGGCAUCUUUAAAUACUCCGCAGAAGCAAAAUCGAAGGCUCGAGAAGGACAGUGAACAAGUCGGUGAUAAAUCUGAAAAAGAUGGUGACAGUACUGAAGACUACUAUGAUGAUGGGGACUUUGAUGAUGAAUAUGAACUUUCCACACACAAAGUGAAAGCUACAAUAAGUGAAGCGUAUGCAUCUCCAUUGAAACCUAGCAAACCGAUCGAAUUCACUGGAUUUAUUACACUGCGAUUCAUAGGCAGUAGACACAUGAGAAUUGAUCUAUACAACGAUAAUGAAGAAACGCAGUGGUCACAUGUAAUCGAACUGGAAGACACUAUUUCCCAUCAGGAUAAGAAACAAAUUAAAUAUGUUGCCGUGGGCGAGAAAUCACAGAAUGAACAAGUAGUGUUGGAAUUCACGGAUGAAAUGGAAUGUGAAAGGACAUACUUUGAUCUCAAAGAGGGGAUACAUCUCUUGGAGGAACAUUCGGAUCAAGAAUAA